This is a messenger RNA of Schistosoma rodhaini, 1022 nucleotides long. The record is from the annotation of a GenBank genome assembly. Lineage: Eukaryota; Metazoa; Platyhelminthes; Trematoda; Strigeidida; Schistosomatidae.
AUCGUUAGACACCAAAAAAUACUUGAAACUACUGCUGAAAACAGGGAGAGUUGGGCAGAAAUCAAUGGAUUAUAGCUCAUUAACCAUUGCCAUAUUGUUUAUUGGAACUUGUACAACCUUCAAAAACCUUGAUAGAUAUAGAAACACGUACACGACGUUUUUUAAAAAUGACAUGUAAAAUCUACCUGUGUGAUGUCCAGUUUAUUGUUCAUUGUAUAUGCGCUCCAGGAACACGUUUAUCGAGUGAUAAUCACCUUUAUUUGUUGAUUGAGCUUUUCAAUACCUUGAAAAGAACUGGAUCGUUCUUACCGUGCUUUCCUUUACUUAUAGAUGAAACUUUAACUUUCAGAGCAAUAUUUUUUUCUGAACGUCGUCAUGUGAAUCGGUGUGGUAUAUUUAAUGGUUGUAAAAUUAAUAUACAGCUUUGUGAAGAUCCUGGUAACUCUGCAACAGUUAAAUCACUAGCUUUCUAUUCACGUAAUGCUCAAGAAUUUUUCGGUGAAGUUGACAGCGAGGAACCGCAUGUCCGUAAAAUUCGAGAGAUAUUUCUAAGAAGAACCAUAAAUUUUUCAGGACCUCCUAUAAGAAUGAAGUUCACUACAAUAACAUCCUUUCAAAAAAUUCCAAUUAAACACCAUAGUGAAUUUGAAAAGUUACCAACGUGUUACACUUUAAUGAUACCAGAUGAUGGUUACUUAACAGAUGAUAAACAAUUGCUUAAUUCAAAUUCAUUUACUAACCAUUUAUCAUUUGUGAAUCGAACUUGUACACGUAAUGCCAAAUGUCUCAUCUCAUUGAUGAAAAUUCCUGAUGAAGAUUCUAAAGAAAUUGACGAAACUAAUAUGAGAAAAAGAAUAAAUCCUAUCAAACUACUCACUACAUCGUCAUCACCUAUGAUGAAUCCAUAUAAGUGUGAUUAUGGACAGAUUAUUUAUCCAGCUGAUAGAUUAAAAUUACCAAAUGUACAAAUGAUUGUUAAAGAUGAACAGAUGGAUAUGGUUGAAAAUGAUGCUGAUUUUUAG